Messenger RNA from Aureobasidium namibiae CBS 147.97, 2085 nucleotides. RefSeq lists its product as uncharacterized. The transcript is spliced from 3 exons. Lineage: Eukaryota; Fungi; Ascomycota; Dothideomycetes; Dothideales; Saccotheciaceae. The coding region runs from base 1 to 2085 and encodes 694 amino acids. Gene Ontology annotation, molecular function: sequence-specific DNA binding; DNA-binding transcription factor activity, RNA polymerase II-specific; zinc ion binding. Gene Ontology annotation, biological process: DNA-templated transcription; positive regulation of transcription by RNA polymerase II. The record is from RefSeq and is a predicted model, not a curated record.
AUGGUUUUCGAGACGCCUUUACUCAGGGUCAGUCGUCCCGUCGCUGCCUGUUCGCGAUGUAGAUCUGCCAAAAUCAAAUGCGAUGGCAAACUUCCGGCAUGUACCGCUUGCGAAAGGUCCGGCAAACAGGUCGAGUGCUCAAGUACCAGCGAUCAAUUUGCUAGAGGCAAAGAGCGAAGCUAUGUUUCUACCUUGGAAACAAGGAUAGAAAAGCUUGAGCGCCGACUGCAAGAGUCUCAACACAGGAAGGCUUCUGUAGUAGCCGCUCACAACCACACCAAUGCCGGCGCUGUACAAAAACAUGUUUCCUCUGAAGGAAAUAAUAGGACAUCAAAAAGACUCGAAGCCCAGGAAAUCGAUGAUCUGGUGUCUGAUUUUGGCUAUCUUACUGUAAAUGCCACGGCGCGGGACUUCUAUGGAUUUACAUCAAGCAUGUCCUAUGCUCGCAUGGUCCUUUCCGCUUGCACCAAAGACUCUCUCCCUCCAGGAUUUGUGACUCCACUGCCACCACGAAACGAGGCCAUGAUCACCAUUAGGCAUUAUUUCGAAAACUUCUUUGUCAUGUACCCCUUUUUCGAGGAGUCGAGUUUCUAUGCAUCCAUAGAUGCGGUAUACAACUCGGAGACCUCCCGCAAUCCUACGGCAUCGCCAUUCGAUCACUUCUCUGUCAGGUUGGUACUUGCAAUCGCACACUCCGGACGUAUGGAGCAACGAGGCGACCCCAACUACAUGGCUGCGAUCGGACACGUCUCUGCUGCAUUGGCCCAUGCCGAACACGUUCUUCGUCCUGGCUCGAUCGCAAGUGUACAAGCAAUGCUGCUGCUACACGAAUACUCGAUGAUCGAUCCUCAUCACUUUGAUAGCUGGGGCUUGAUAGGUGCAGCCUCGCGCGCCAUGGUUGACUUAGGACUCCACCAAGAUCCUCCUCGAAGCACUUCCAUCUCUAGGGCAAAGCUAGAGUUGCGGAGACGAGUUUUCUGGUGCGUUUAUGGUUUUGACAGGACAACGAGUCUGAUUCAGUCGCGAGCUUUCUCGUUCUCGGACGAUUCUGCAAAUGUUGCUCUACCCUUCUCUACAGCGCAGAUAUUGGUCCCACCAGAUGCCAAGGACGACUCGAAUCAUAUCCUGUUCAAGAGUUUCGGGCCGGCGGUUGACCUCUUCAACUUGAGACGGAUACAAUCUGCCUGGUAUACCGAGCUGUUUCAAUCAGGGCGGAUACCUCUGUCAGACCCUUACCCCUUGGUAUGGCGAUCUUGCGAGGCCAUGAGGAAUUGGUUCGCCGGACUGUCUCCGAGCAUGAGUCCACAAGUUCGCAACUUCUUCGAGCUCAACUUGCUCUACUCCUAUAUUUACAUCCUUGCUGCGUCGCCGCGCAUGCCAUUCGUGGCGCCCUUUGCGCAGAGUCUUAUUUUCGAACAUUGCAUUCAAUACGCGGAGAAGAUGACAUCUCAUGCGAACGAGCGUGUUAAGACAGCUCCUCUGAGUUUCUACGACGCAAUGCGAGUGUACAUGACCGGCCGCCAAUUCAUCGAGGUGCUGCAAGGCAAUGAGGAUAGGUUGUUAUCAGGCAUCAUCCCCGAUCCACCACACGUCCCUAUCGACUCAGCGCCGCCACCGCCAGCACCUCACACGCCCAGAGACUUCCAGAAGAAUCUCGCGCGAAGCAUUACCUGUAUCAAGCGUUUGACAGACUGCCUUGGUUUAUUUGGUUUGCGAUGGGGAUAUAUGAGCUGGCGCGACCGUUUCCAACGUGACACUGAAAGCCUGCUAUCUUCUCUAAACCAACGAGUAUGGAAAAGGCAAGAUUCAACGAACGGUCCUGCUCGGCCUAUCUGGAACUAUUCUGAUUCGACCGGGCCUCUUCCAGAGAGCAUGAUCCCACCGCCUGGCCCGCAUCAACACCUCCAGCCACUCAUCACUCCGACAUACCCUCCAGAGUUUCAGCAAAGCACAGAGUUCUAUCAAACACACUACAACAGCGUUAUACCCCAAACAGGACAUCAAUACCCAGCAUGGCAUGAACCGACCGGUUCAGUUGGCGAGCAGCAGGAGCAGCUUGGCAUGCCGCACCCACGUACUUACUGA